Messenger RNA from Gossypium raimondii (Peruvian cotton), 1143 nucleotides. RefSeq names its product SAGA-associated factor 29 homolog A. Bases 179 to 985 code for a protein of 268 amino acids. NCBI's taxonomy places the organism in Eukaryota, Viridiplantae, Streptophyta, Magnoliopsida, Malvales, Malvaceae. Gene Ontology annotation, cellular component: SAGA complex. The transcript has 9 exons. The record is from RefSeq and is a predicted model, not a curated record.
UUAUUAUUGAGUUAUAAAUAUUUUAUUCAAACUUCAUUUGAAAAAAAAAAUAGUUACUUUUUGAUCAAAUUAAGGAUUUGAUUCAUUAAAGAAAAAAAAAAUCCAAGCUUCGAACUUGAAAGUAAUCUGGCAAAACCGGCAACAUUGUAUUUCCGACGAAGAGAGGAAACAGGAAACGAUGUCGUCUCCGGACAUUGCUUCAAUCUUGGAAAACUCGAGGGAACUCGAUCGGUUAAGGAAAGAACAAGAAGAGGUGCUUGUCGAAAUCAACAAGCUUCACAAGAAGCUUCAAGCUACUCCUGAGGUAGUUGAGAAACCCGGCGAUUCUUCAUUAUCGAGGCUGAAAAGUUUAUAUAUUCAAGCUAGAGAUCUUUCGGAAAGAGAAGUAACGAUUUCGAACUUGUUACUAAAUCAACUUGAUGCUUUCUUGCCAUCUGGACCUCCGGGACAACAACGAAGAAAGAUGGAUGGUAAUGAUCAGAAAAGGAAAAGAAUGAAGUCUGAUUCGGAUAUUUCUCGCCUUUCUCCUUCAAUGCGGAGUCAUAUCGAGGCAUGUGUUAGUCUCAAAGAUGAACAGGUAGCUGCAAGAGUCACCUCGGAUGCUGAGAAGGAUGAGUGGUUUGUUGUAAAAGUGAUAAAUUUUGACGAGAAAACAAAAGAAUUUGAAGUACUCGACGAGGAGCCGGGUGAUGAGGAAGAGGGCAGUGGCCAAAAGAAGUACAAGCUGCCUGCAUCUUGCAUUAUACCAUUCCCGAAGCGGAACGACCCGGCUAGUACUCCAGAAUUCCCUGCCGGGAGACAAGUUUUGGCCGUUUAUCCUGGAACAACCGCACUGUAUAAGGCAACUGUCAUCAGCACUCCUCGAAAGAGGAAAUCAGAUGAGUAUUUACUGGAAUUCGACGAUGACGAGGAAGAUGGAGCUUUGCCUCAGCGGACGGUACCGUUUCACAAGGUGGUUCAAUUGCCGGAAGGACAUCGGCAAUGAGAUUUUUGUAUAAAAAUGUGUAUAAUUUAGAGCUAUAUAGCUGGCGUUUAAACCUGUGAAUUUAAAUCCUGAUUUUUCACGUCAUAUUGGAUUAGUAAAUGAAAGAUUGUCACUGUUAUAUCUAUUAGUGAUUGUUAAUUCAGUUCAUUAUUUGUAAA